CUAAUAAACAACAAUCAGUCAACAGUAAAACAAAAAAAGACCGCGAAAAAUGUCAGACGAUAAAAUAACUGAUUUACAGCUUCCUUUAUCGGUUGUUCAGCGUUUAAUUAAGGAGGCAAUCCCACCAAAUGCUAUAGCAAAGCAAGAAGCAAAAUUGGCGAUUGCAAGAGCAGCAAGCGUGUUCAUUCUUUUCCUUACAUCAUCUGCAACUGACAUCACAAGUGCUGCCAAUCAAAAAACAAUGAGUGCUAAUCAUGUUUUGACUGCUUUAAAGGACAUUGAAUUUGAAUCAUUUGUUCCCGAACUCGAGAAGGCACUAGAAAACUAUCGAAAUGUGAUGAAAAGUAAGAAAGAAAAGAAGCUCAAUGAUAAUUCUGCCAAUAAAGCAGCUGAAAAAGUAGACGAUGAAAAUAUAGAAGAUGAUGUGGAACUGAUUGAUGAUGAUUAAGUUAUUUAGUUUAAUUAAUUC
Molecule: messenger RNA, 469 nt
Organism: Chironomus riparius
Lineage: Eukaryota; Metazoa; Arthropoda; Insecta; Diptera; Chironomidae
Source: the annotation of a GenBank genome assembly